AGGGCGGGCAAUGGGUGGAACUUCCGGCUGCUGUUCCGUCAGCUGCCUGCUCCGGGCGUCUCCCCGCAACCUCCUCAGCUUCGCUAGUCCGUGACCCCGCGCUGGGCGGCGGACGGGGCCCGGGAGCGCGAACUACGGGCUAGUGACAGCGAGGGGACUGUGACCCAGGGUGGCUGCCCGCGAGAGGUCUGCGACCCUGGGGAGAGCGGAGGACCGGGACGCCGGGGAGCACGAGACAGAGGCUGCGACGGGACCAUGCCCGAGGCAGUGGCUUCAAGGGGGCCGUGACCACGGGGCGAUGACUCGAGACUGAUCGAUGGAUGGCACUUUAAAAGAAGAUGGAUGCACAGAGUUCAGCCAGAGUCAACUCAAGGAAGAGGAGGAAAGAGGCCCUCGGACCAAAUGGGGCAACAGAGGAAGAUGGGAUUCCUUCCAAAAUGCAGCGCUGUGCAAUGGGCUUACGGGAACCAGCUCCUUUUUCUGAUGAAAUCGAGGUUGACUUUAGUAAGCCCUAUGUCAGAGUAACUCUGGAAGAAGCCAACAGAGGAACUCCUUGUGAGCGACCUGUGCGAGUUUAUGCAGAUGGAAUAUUUGACUUGUUUCACUCUGGUCACGCCCGGGCUCUGAUGCAAGCAAAGAACCUCUUCCCGAAUACAUACCUCAUUGUGGGAGUCUGCAGUGACGAGCUAACGCACAACUUCAAAGGCUUCACGGUGAUGAACGAGAACGAGCGCUACGACGCAGUGCAGCACUGCCGCUACGUGGACGAGGUGGUGAGGAACGCGCCCUGGACCCUGACCCCCGAGUUCCUCGCAGAGCACCGGAUUGAUUUUGUAGCUCACGAUGACAUCCCUUACUCUUCUGCUGGGAGCGACGAUGUCUAUAGGCACAUCAAGGAGGCAGGCAUGUUCGCACCGACACAGAGGACAGAAGGCAUCUCCACGUCAGACAUCAUCACCCGAAUUGUCCGGGACUACGAUGUGUAUGCCAGGCGCAACCUGCAGCGGGGCUACACGGCCAAGGAGCUCAACGUCAGCUUCAUCAACGAGAAGAAAUACCACCUGCAGGAGCGGGUUGACAAAGUCAAGAAGAAAGUAAAAGAUGUGGAGGAAAAGUCCAAAGAAUUUGUUCAGAAGGUGGAGGAAAAAAGCAUUGACCUCAUCCAGAAGUGGGAGGAGAAGUCCCGAGAAUUCAUUGGCAAUUUCCUGGAAAUGUUCGGUCCAGAAGGAGCACUGAAACACAUGCUGAAAGAGGGCAAAGGCCGGAUGCUGCAGGCCAUCAGCCCCAAGCAGAGCCCCAGCAGCAGCCCGACCCGGGAGCGCUCCCCCUCCCCCACCUUCCGCUGGCCCUUCUCCGGCAAGACGUCCCCCCCUUCCUCCCCAGCGGCUCUGUGUAGGCACAAGGCAGUGGCCUAUGACAUCAGUGAGGAUGAAGAAGACUAACUUCCAUCCUUUCCUCUGCUUCCCUACCCUGUCACCUUCAGAAGCUCUGUUGAGUUCACAUUGUGAUCCUAACACUAAGCCUAAGGACAGCUACAAAGGAAAGAACUUGGGGGCAAGAGGACCUAGGAAUGGGGAACCAAACAGUCCACCCUUAAGCCACAUCUGUCACCACACCAAGGAGGCCGGCUGCACCUUAGAAAAGCCUGUCUGCAUUCCCCACCCCUGCCCCAAGGACUUUGCUUCACUGGUUCUGUUCAUAUGUUCUUGACAGGGAAAUUGUCAUUUUUAUUAAUUUUUUAAAAAUAGUCUUUCAAAUAUAGUAAGUAGGACUAACUUUCUGCCCCUGAGGAGUGGGCAGGAGGAGGAGGCAGUGUCAUACCCAGAGGCCUUUUCUUCCUCACACACUGUAGUGUCUGCCUCCACCCUGAAGCCCGAGCCCUGCUGAAGGGUGCUUCAGGGACGGUGUCAUCUCGUGUCCUUAGAAACAGCCAAGAGUAACUCUGGCUGUGCUGCUGUUGGCGUGACCGUGGGAAGAGGACCUGAGCCAAACUUUUCCUACUCCCUGGGGAGUUUCUUGUUGACCCAGUGGGGUCCACGAAGAUGCUGACGGGACGGAUCCGGAUCCGGACUGCGCGGCCUGAGCCGCAGCCUUCUCUUCUGUGUUCGUCUUCUCAGAACAUUCUGUUGCCCAGUUAUGUGGGAGCUCUUGUCAGUCUCUCUCCUGCAACCUGCCCUUAAAGGAAGGGACACUUUGCGGGUUAUGGCGACCGGAAAGGGGAAUGAGACAGAAUCAAUCCUGCACAAAGUCCCUUUAGAUUCAUCUGCUGGGAGUCUGGCUCUGGCCUCGCCACCACUUUCAGUGCCGUUAGCUUCUGGCAGUGUCACAGCUCAGACUUGGUCCCUUUAUCCCUGUCGCUCAUAGACACACAGAGUUUUGAGGUCAGAUUAGAGGAUCUCUUUCCAUCUGAGGGCUGUGCCACAGGGCCCCAGUAUGGACUCCUGUGCAGAGCGUGCAGCAGGCUUCCCUUCCCACCUGUGCUGCCACGCAGUCCCCUCCCUGCUUAGCUGCCCACCAGGAGCUCAGCAUUUGAAUUUCAGUCAAGAAUGCCGAUGCUUGCAAGGCACUUGGAAUUGAGCUACUCUUGAUUUCGAAUCUCUCAGUAUCCUGUCACCUCAGGCAUGUGACUAUCCAACAUUGUAUCAAUGGACUGUAGAAAGUGUUCAUGUCCAAGCUCCAUCCCCUGUCACUCAUAAAUACCCCUUGCAUCGGUAAAUUUCCAUGUUUUCAGCAAAGCAAACCACAUUUUCUCUUUCACAGCCCCUGUGCUAGGACUGUGAGGAUCUCAGAGCCCCCUCCCCGAUGCUUUCUGGUCAGGCUGCUCUCCACCUUUGAAGCACGACUACCUAGGCUUAACUCAGAAGGCUAGGUGGGUGGCAGCUGGCAGAGGGCAGGGAAUGGAACCGCCUUUCUAACUUGUCUCCUGAAGCAUCCUUCAUUUGGUCCGGUCUGGUUGCACCAGCCUUGGCCUAGAACCCGUCUCUGGAACAGCAGAAGUCAGUGCCUUUAACUGGGCAUAGUGGCUCACACCUGUAAUCCUAACAAUGGAGAAAGAGACAGGAGGCGCAUUGCAAGUUCUAGACCAGCCUGGGCUACAAACUGAGCCCAAGGCCAGCCUGAACUGCAUCUCAAGACCCUGUCUCAAAAAGACCAAAAAUAAAAAAUAAAAAAGUCAAUGUCUUCCCACGUACACAGCUUUGUAUCCGCUGGUGUUCUAACUUUUCUGCUCCAGUGUUCCCUCUUAGGAAUGCUGCCUGCUUCUCUCUGCCUUAUUAUUCCUGGGACUGAGAGCCAAUGAAGUCGCUGACGAAACUUGCCUAAGGUUUGUUCUGGGCUCGCUCGUGCCACCUGGCUGCACCGUUGUGGAGGGAGCGACUCCUAUAACCUGGUGGGUCUUUCUUUCCGCCCUGGUGCUCCAGUGCUGCCUGGCCUGCUUGUCUGCUCUUGGGCAGACCCUACGCUUGGCUCAGGGCCUUUAGGCUGACACAGUAUGCGGCAGGGCUGGGGCUGGCUGGUGCAUGUGUCCCCAGGAGGCUCCCUGCCCUUUGCCUGUCUUAGCUUCUCAAUGUGGUACCUUCUUAGAUGAACUCAGGCUGAAAGCAGAAGCUUUCACAGUGCAGUGGGUCAGGUGCUUUAGGGCAGUUUGUGCUGUGAGAAUGAUGCCCUCCCCUGAAGGUCAUCUGUGCCCAGAUAAGUGAGGACAGAGGUCUGUACCCUUUGGCCAGUGAUUGUUUACAUGUGAACGUUUGAAGCUGGAAGCUGCCACUUGGAUGGGCCCCGCAUUGCCGAGAGGCCGAGCCUUGGAAGCCACUCAGCCUUGGAGCCUCAGGUCACAGGACAGGAAGAGGCUGAAGAUGGAGCCCUGGUGCUGGCACUGAGGAGGGGCCAUCUCAGCGGUGACCUUUUCACACCCUGUACACAGGAGCACUGACGAACAGAGACUGAAACUUUAGAAAACAGACUGCUCACUCUGCUGCCUUGCUAAAGCCAAAGACCCUUUGCAGAAGCAUGGUGAAAAGGUUGAGGAUGUGAGGAGGUUAAAAAUCCUAAAGGCAGCUGGGUAUGGUGGCACUACCUGGAGUCCAGACCACAGGAGGCUGAAGCAGGAGGAGCAUCAUGAGGUUUAGGUCAGCCUCAAUUACAUAGACCCUAUCUCAAGCCAAAAAAAAUUCUAAAGGAGAGGACAAAAUGUGAAGGAGAUUGACUAAAUUUGAUUCUUGCUGAUCAUUUAGCAGCACCUGAUUGAUGGUGGCCCAGAGGUUGGUCAGGCAGUGCUAGGAUGGCUCCAGUGUGUCAAAACUGUUUAUCAAUUACUGUCACUGGUGGGCACCUUUCUUCCUGGAGUUCAUUGCCUUUUUCAUCCUGUUCCAUAUUCCUCAAAUCAAUUCCAUUUGCUGCUUUCCUUCCAUUUCUAAAAGCCAUAGCUUCGAGAUUUGCUGUUGUCAUAUACUCACCAGAAGUGAACCAAUACAGGGAAAGACAUUUUUUUAAAGACUCCCUUCACAGUGUUUUACAGGCUAGUGGUGUUUUCAAGGCUUACCAAUGUAAUUAUUUUUAAAGAUUCUAUUUUUGGCUCUUCUUGUUUUUUCUCAUAGAUUGUCAUGGGCUCAAGAGUUGUCCCUAACCUCUAUUUUUCCAAAUAAGCAGAACUGUUCCUGGGAAUUAUAUCAUUAAAUAUCAAUUGUCUUAGAAGAAAGAUUUUUCUGUCUGCCAAAGUAUUAUGUUAACACCCAGAGUAGGGAUUACACAGGAUGACUCUGAGUGCAUCCCUGUUUGGGGAGGCACUGACUAUCAAAUACCGGGAGGGCCUGGGUGAGUGUCUUGUGUGAAGGACCCUGCCCUCGAGGACACCAGUGUCAGAAGGAACCACCCGGGCACAGAGCUUGCCUGCCCCCAGGACAAGGCUGCAGGAACUUUGUCUCUGGUGGGUUCAAGAAAGUGUUGUUGGGGGACUGGGGAUUUAGCUCAGCGGCAUAAGCACCUGCUUGCAAGCAGGCGGUCAGUCAUGAGUUCGAUCCCCGGUACCGUUAAAAAAAAAAAAAAGUUUUUCCCAUCUGUGAUUCAUUUGUUCAGUUAUUUUGGCUUUUGUCACUUAGCCAAAUAAAGGCACUGUGCUUCCACCUAGA
This is a messenger RNA of Cavia porcellus (domestic guinea pig), 5126 nucleotides long. RefSeq names its product phosphate cytidylyltransferase 1A, choline (gene Pcyt1a). Gene Ontology annotation, molecular function: choline-phosphate cytidylyltransferase activity; phosphatidylcholine binding. Gene Ontology annotation, cellular component: endoplasmic reticulum. The transcript has 10 exons. NCBI's taxonomy places the organism in Eukaryota, Metazoa, Chordata, Mammalia, Rodentia, Caviidae. The record is from RefSeq and is a predicted model, not a curated record. The coding region runs from base 339 to 1442 and encodes 367 amino acids. Gene Ontology annotation, biological process: CDP-choline pathway.